Messenger RNA from Daldinia caldariorum, 1715 nucleotides. RefSeq lists its product as uncharacterized. NCBI's taxonomy places the organism in Eukaryota, Fungi, Ascomycota, Sordariomycetes, Xylariales, Hypoxylaceae. Gene Ontology annotation, molecular function: DNA-binding transcription factor activity. The record is from RefSeq and is a predicted model, not a curated record. Bases 1 to 1380 code for a protein of 459 amino acids. The transcript has 3 exons. Gene Ontology annotation, biological process: regulation of DNA-templated transcription.
AUGAGUCACACGCUCAAGCGAAGCGUAUUUUGUUCCUUCUUAACUGAAGAUAUGUUUCAUCCGUCUCCAAAGAUUAACAAUUAUCUCCCCACUCAACCCUUCUCAGCUCUCCCUUCCCAGGAAGAACUGAACUCAAACGAAGCUAUUCACAGCUCUCCGAGUUCUCUCACCACCGCCACCAUUCCUCCUCAAGACUCUUCAGUCUUCACCACGGAUUCUCAUCAGACAAAAUGGCUACCCCCCAGUUCCCCGAGCCUGCCGGCGCUACCCAACUUCCCGCCACCACAACAGGACUUCGUCUUGUUCGAUCAACCUACGCCCCAGAGACAGAACGUUAAUCGCGCUGUAUCCUCACCUGCCCCAGCAGCAGUAUCAGCCUUUGGAUCUAUACACGUCAACCCUAGCCGCUCUCCGCGCAUCGCAAACGGUUCAUCACCCUCAAUACAGAAUCAGCGAGUGGCUCAAAUUAUCCAGGCAACAGGACAUCAGACUUCUUCCUCUACGGCUUUUACCAAUCGGUUUAAUUCUCUUGCGCAAAAUCAGAAUUUACAACAGUAUUACGCAUCGAUUUCUGCUUUACCUUCUACCGCUGCAGCGAACCAGAAUCGUUCCACUCGCCCACCUGUACCUCUUUUCACACAGGGCAGCGGUAAUCAGCAGGCGGCCAGAAUGGAUCUUCAAGACGCUCUCAGCCUAGAGGAUCUUUCGGCCUUGCAGGGGCCAACGACGGCCUACUCUUCCCCCGGAAUUCCUGGUUAUGACGUGAACGUGAGCUCUGCUUCCAGUGCUGCCAGCAAUAUGGGAACGAUUUCGCCCCAAGACUUAUUCCUCGACCCCAUCACGUCUGCCCCGAACUCCACCGCAAUCACGAAUUUGACGUCGCCUUCCAUGUAUGACGGGUCUCCUGAUAUUCAAGAUCUUGAUUUUGAACUCUCCCCGAAUAUCGCUGGUAACGAAUUUGACCAUGGCUUCAGAUCAUGGCCUUCUUUGUUCCCUGAGGACAAUCCAAUCGUCAGCACUGUUUCUAUCGUCGAUGAACUUUCACCGGCACAGCAGUCUGAAGAGUUGGAGGUGACUGAUACCGUUCCUAAGACUCGUCGUAAAUCUGGCAACUCGCCCUCAUCUGGAAACCAUGCCAGGCAUUCUUCUGUUGCUGGUGUAAAUCCCCGCCGUCGAGACAAGCCUCUUCCUCCUAUCAUCGUUGAUGAUCCGAGCGACACCGUUGCUAUGAAACGAGCUCGCAAUACUCUUGCAGCUCGUAAAUCGCGUGAGCGUAAAGCGCAACGGUUUGAGGAACUUGAGGCAAAGAUUGCUGGUCUUGAAAAAGAGCGUGAUUAUUGGAAGAGGAAAUGCGAAAUCCUGGAAUCUCGAACCGGUUAACAUUGGUAAUAUGACGGGGCGUGUGUUGCAUGGAACGAACUGGAGGGUAGCCCUAAUGAUGGCGGCCCAUCCUUUUUUUCUUUUUUUAACGAGGCAGCGGUAUCAUUUCUGGUACUCUUUGGCGCAGUCAGUUAAGACGCCCUCUGCUGUGGAUAUAAAUUAUAGAGUUCUUACGUGUCAUUUCCAAGCGUAUUAGUUGAUGUUCCCGCGGAUAAGGAACAGAUUAAAACAGGUGGCUGGUAUUUCUUAGUAUCUGUUUUCAAUAGUCGAAUAGUCUCCGCCCCUUCCCUUUGGGCUUCCUUGGGCCAUAUAUCAAUACAGCGAAUUUCGAACAU